Cooperia oncophora is the source of this 558-nucleotide messenger RNA. Lineage: Eukaryota; Metazoa; Nematoda; Chromadorea; Rhabditida; Trichostrongylidae. The record is from the annotation of a GenBank genome assembly.
AUGUCAAUCAUUAUCUUUGUCUACCGCCAUGCAGUGUCAACGGAGCCUCUGCUCUCCUGCCUAAAUGUGCCUCGUUCGUCAGUAGUUGAUGUCAGUAUUGCCACUGCUGCCUUUCUGCCACUGAACUGCAUAUGUCUCGUCAUGUCUGUGCUUCUGUUCCAAACACACCAACGCAAGAUUAUUUUAUCCAGAUUUGACGUCUCCAGACAUUUCAAAGCUACUAUGAAUCGAGGUGCGUUAUGGUUUAUGCGACUGACGACCAUCACUCAAGCAGCAAUUAUUGUUCUCUAUCCGAUUCUGAUACUCACAGUCAGAUUCACUGCCUAUCGAACGCCGAGAAUUUUAAACAAGACUCUUGCAACCCUUGUUUACAUUUUCAACUGGUACUGCGUUUUGGUCCCGGUUGUAAUGAUCUACGCGGUCAAGCAGACGCGAACGGAACGACGACGAAAAAUCGACUCGGUCAUGGAAAAGCAAGUCUUUGGCGAAGAGGGAUCUGAGUACUACUUCGCUCUCCUGAGGGAUCAAUGGCAACAAGGACCGGAUGGGAAAUCAUAG